AUGCCAAGAUCUUUGCGGAACCUUGCCAUUACUUUUAAUCCAGAUUUAGAAAAGGAAUUCGUCUCAACAGCAUUCUGCUCCGUAACCGGGCUUAAAGAACCACUAAAGCUAUCCCUCUGCGGUGAAGGUAGAGGACCAGAAAUUGAGUUUUCCUUUACCUCACUGAAUGUUGGCAAGAUUUUGGUAACGACAAAGAAAGCUCUUGACCUGGUACUGCAUAACAGAAGUGAUAUUGAGGCAUCAUACUCUAUGCAUUUACACUCGGAUGAUUAUGAAGUUAUGCCACUAGAAGGCAUCGUAGUCGCCAACGGAUAUCAAGUCGUUACAGUGACUCUUCGGUCGUUGUAUUUGGGACCGUUUACGCACUGCAUUGACAUUGAGAUAUCGGGGAGUUUGAGAAUGAAAACCGUCAGCAUAAGCGGUGAAGUCGUUCCUCCUGAAUUGUUAAUUGAACCAUCCCCUUUGGACUUUGGGAGAGUGGCUUUCGGUUUCGAGGUGACAAAAAAAAUGACAGUGAAGAACCCAUCCGCAAUUCUCAUUCCAGUUACUUUUGAGGUCGGAACUCAUCUCCUCAAGGUCAGCCCAUCGCAGGUCCUUCUACAAGGAAUGGACGUCAUUGAGGCAGAAAUUACCUAUUCUGCUGUCGAUGUAGACAUCACUGACAGUCGCAUUUACAUUAACAUGAAGUCAGUGGGAAAUAUUUUCGAGAUUCCAGUCGUCGCCAAAUGCUGCGUUCCACAGAUCCAAGCUCAAUUUUCACAAAUCGAACUCCAGUCCUGCUUCCUUAACCAUCCACGAGAGUUUGCUGUUCAUCUUCUGAAUCCUUCCGAUCUUCCCGCCAUGUAUCACGUUCAACCAAAGGAAAACAUUAAUGUUCACUUGGUGGUAACAUCGUCGGAGGGUGUGCUGCCUCCAGGAGAGGUGACGAUUGUAUCCCUGAGAGCCUAUGCAAAGGUUACAGGAGUUGUUCCUGCAAGACUAGAAAUUUUGAUUGAUGGAGCCGAUUAUAAUCCUCUGGUGGUUGAAGUUAUCUGCUACUGUGUCGGCCCCGUCUUAUUCGUAAAAGCGAAAAAGGUGGAUUUCGGUGAGAUUGAGGCUCUCACGCCCACGCAGCGUAUCAUACCGCUAUCUAACGAGUCGCCGAUUCCAGCACACUUGACAAACAUUAGGGUGCAGAAAUCUACCGUCUUUCAUGUAAGCCCAUCAGAAACGACAAUACCGCCGUUCGGUAAAGGUGAGAUUAAAGUAACUGCAUGUGCCGACGAGGUCGAUGUAAAACUUUCCGGUCUGCUGGAAAUCUACGUGCAGAGCGCCGAGGCUUCUCCUUACACUCUACCACUGCAAGCCAUCGGUGUUGGCAGUACAAUCGUAAUUGAACCGGAAAUGUCACCGAACUUGUCUUUGGGUCAGCAGUUUGAAUCACUGGUACAGACAAAAGUUUUUGCAAUAAAGAAUUGUGGAAGGCGUCAACAGCGUCUUGUCUGGACAACAGAAAACAUCCUCUGCAUUCAGAAUGCGGAAUCUAGGAAGAAGCCCAAGCAUUCGGAAUACCUAAUUAAGUUAGAUCCUCCAAAGUUUGAGCUGAAGUCUCUCCAAGGCGUAGACCUAUCUUUGAUGGUAUCCUCCGGCAGAGCUAUGGAAAUAAGGUUCACCCUCAAAUGCCACACAGUGAUAGACAACGCCGGGCACAAACGGCUUCUUCGAGAGUGUACCGUCUCAGCGGAGUUUAUCAAGCCCAUGAUCGAGGUUGCUCCAAAUCCAAUUAAUUUUUGUCUCCUUAAAAGCACCGUGUUAACCAAUCUCACGGGAAUUGAAACUACAAUCCAGGUGGUCGUCAACGAACCAUUCUUCCUCAUCGAAUAUGCGAGACUAGCUCAAAGUCUUGAACUCACGCUUUCUGGUAGAGGUGAGAGAAGAUUCUGGAUUGGAUUCAAUCCACGCCUAUGGAACAAUAGAAACACAAGUUUUGUUGUCGAUGAACACCUAUCAAUCUCUUUCCUCAAACACCCAUCAAAGCUCGCUAUCCCCAUUCGCGGAGAGGUCUGGUUCCCCAGCCUUCAACUUGAAACUAAUCUCCUGGAUUUUGGAUGCGUAGAAAAUGGAAGUGAAGUGCAAAAAUGUCUGAUUCUGUUCAACAACAGUCCAAUCGAAGUCAGCUAUCAGUGGAAGCUUACUCAUGGUUUCCUCAAGAAUAACCCAAAGGAGCAAUUGCGCCUCCCCACACGUUCAAAAUCGCAGGAAUUGCGCCCGGCUCCUGAAGCGCCUCUUGUUCAUGCCUCUUCGAUCGCCAAAAUUGACGCACUACACAUCACAGAUGUAUUUACAAUCACACCCGAGUCGAACAUUGUGGCCGCAGGCGAAAGUGUCUCUACCUGCAUUAACUUUCAUGCCCCCUCGGAUGUGUCAGCCCGAUGUGUUGCGGUUUGUGACGUUACUGACGGUCUGAGCUACACCGUGGACUUGGUUGGUGAAUGCUCGACCUCCGACUGCUAUGUCAGAACGAACGAAGUAUCAUUUGGGGAGAUUCAAUUCGGUGUAGAGGUGACAGAAUCAUUCCACAUCUACAAUGCUGGAAAGGUGCCAAGUUCAUUCUGCUUUACUUGGGAUAAGAAUGAUGUGAAACUUCGAAUAUUACCAAUGGAGGGGGAAGUACCAGGAAAAGGUCUUGCUGAAGUGACGGUAUACGCGGAGGUGCCAAAACCGAUGGCGUUCACAGUCUUUGCUAAAGUUCAUCUAGAUGGCAAGCAUCCAGAACCAAUUAUGGUCCAUGGAAUGGCCUGCUUUCCCCACUUGGUGUUAGAUUCGCCUCGUCCGGAUGGUAAGUCUCCAAGACGAAACAAUUUAUGCAAAGUUGAAGUGGAAUUUCUAACUUCCCAGCUAACUGUUGAGCUACCAAGUCUCCCUCUGACCCUUCCAUCUUAUGAGCUUGACCUUUAUGACAUCAAUCAGGGUGAGGUCAAGGAAAGAAAAUUGACUUUUAGACAACUGGGCCACAAUUUUGCAUGCCAUCCACACAUCGAAAAGAUGGACAGGAAGUUGUUAGGCAAGAGAGGCGUGACUGUUCAAAUCGAGGACAAAAUUUCCAUAGCAUUUGAUUCAUCUAACAGCGAAACGGGUCAUAUUGCCCUGGAGAUACCCUUAAAGGUUGUUGCUCCGAAUCUGGAAAUCAGCGAAGAUCGUCUCGAUUUUGGCGAAGUCUACAUGGACGAGGCCAAAAUAUUGGCUGUUCAGUUGCACAAUCCAACACCUUUUUCCAUGAAUUGGAGCGAAUCACGACUCCAGGCGACUGCAAGUGCCUUUGAGGUCAUGCCGAGGGGCGGGUGCCUGCAGCCAGACCAAAGAACCAACGUGUUUAUUAAGUACAAUCCCAGAAUAAGUGGACCUGUAAGGGAAACGAUCAACCUUCAUUUAAGAGAAAGCAAAGCAGAGUUGUCAGUUACUUGUCAAGGCGUGGGACUGGAGCCGCACCUGAUAUUCCAGCCGCAUAUAGUGGAGUUCAAGCCUCUACUACCUAAUGGAGAGACGGAUGAACAAGUCAUUUUUGUCAAGAAUCCCUGUCCUUUUCCUGUGGAAUUCUACAGUCUUGAUUUUGAUCAAGAGGAAAGAUGCCUCACCUCCUUGCCUAUGUUUGAUGAGGCUGAAGAAGUACUUCUACCACCGAGAAAACCAAGGGAAAGUUUGGCAGUGGAACUGUCUCAAGUAAAGGAGUCAAAUGUUGGCAUACCAAAGGUAAGGAUAUCUGUUGACUUAGUCUCGUCAAAUUUCAUCGCAGAUGAGUCGCCAGAGGAGUUCACAACGAGAUAUGUGGAGGAAAGGCAGAUUGGGGUCGAAGGGACUGGAAUUGUAUUGCUGAUCUUCGGUUCACCGCUUUCAGGGAAAAAUGAUCUCGCUAAGUCUCUAGCACAGUAUUAUAAUGCAGCAAACCUUAAUUUGGAGGAGUUCUUUGCCACUCUCGACACCACAGUUUCGCAGAAUUCUGAGGAAGUAGCUCUAUCUGGGCGGCUGAUGUUGUCCGACUGUACGUUUGGACUCGUAGUGAGUGAAAUAAACAGCUCCAAACGAUGUGAGGUUGUUCUUAAAGCCCUGGGCAAGAAGGCAAUACAUGUUUUUGCGGUGACAGUCGUUCGUGACAUAGCUUCGAUCAAUCUGGCAGAUGCCCGCUACGAGGAGGCCUUGAGCAAGGCAGAAGAGCAUGCUUUUGAAUGCAAAGUUAGAAAAUACCGGGAUCUGGAGGAGUGGCAAUACGACACACUGUCAGACAGUGCCCGUGCAGAAGUUAAUUCCAUCCUGGUCAAGUGGAAAUGUCAGCAGCAGCACAUGAAAAGUAAAGAGGUAAAGGAAUUUGAGAAGGAGCACCGCAGAACCUGUCACCUUCUAAGCACUUGGGACACCAAGAACCAAGAGCAAAAUCUAAACGGAGCAACACGACCACCGACUGACUUAAAAUCGCCUAAACAUGUUUCCUCCCAUGAUCCGGGGGAAAGUCUUGUCGGCAUUGCACACUUUGUUGUCCAUUCGAAAUUGGACGUCGAGAUUGGGGAGGCAAAUGCGGACCGGAUCUUUGAAUGCGUUAAAGAUGUCCAACGAGAGAGCCCAAACAUCUCGAUGAUGGUGGACAGUCUAUUGGCUCAUUUACCAGCACGAGAGGAGAUUCGGCGUCAAUUGGGCUAUGGACCACUUCCCAUCGACGUUCCCACAGCAAUGACAUUUUCUGUUCUUCGUCGACCAGCUGAAAGGAAGAAGUGUGACGAAUUAAAUCCCUUUUUCACCAUUGUAAAGGCUUCAGUGCUGGCUGUGCUUUACAGAAUUUUGGCUGGCGAGUACAAGGAGAAUGUUACAGAGCUGCAACUGCAAAACGAUGGACUGCUUGAUGUGGAAGUAAAGUUGACAUUUGAGGACGAUAAAGAGGAUGAAAAUUUUGCGGUGUCACCGACAGAACUUCACAUUUAUCGGGAUGAAAUGAAAGUUGUAAAAGUGUAUGCUCUACCAACAACAAAUGUCAUUGCAACGAGCAAAUUAAUUGGUUGGAUUAGGAACAAUCCAGAACCUAUCAAAUGGGACUUUGCUGUGAUUGGUGUUUUACCGAAUCUUACAGUUCAAACGAACGUUGUUAAUUUUGGGAAAAUUCCAUUAAAUAAAACUGAAAGGCAGCAAAUUCUGAUUCUUAAUCCUACCCAAAUCCCCAUUGCUUGGAAAUGCGAGUUUUUGGGGUCAUCUAAGGAAAAUAGCUUUCGAGUAUUCCCCUCUACUGGCAUUCUUAAAUCGUCCAAUGAUAUGGUAAACAUUACAGUGGAGUAUGAUGGGUCUCCUAUUCCUCAAAAGAUAGCAAUCAAGAAGUGGUUGCGCUUUGUUGCAAUGGAUACUAGAGGAUUGUCAAAUCCGAUGGUCAUUCAACCGCCUGUUGGUGUUCAAGUGGAGGUGGUGGAUCCCAAGUUUGAGAUUUUUAUGCCAAAAGUGGAAGUGUGCAGUCCGUCCUUGGAAAUUGUAGAUCUGACUUCUAUUUUCGAGGAGCAUCAAAUCUGCCAAUCCCUUAAUGAACUUGAGAGCCUGGCAAAUCAUGGCAUUGUAGGCGCAACAUACAUUGAGAACGAAAAUUGUUUUGACUUUGGGACUACACCAAUUGGCGUUGCUUCACGUGGAAGGUUUCGGAUUUCUAACAAUUCUAAGGCUGCUCUGGAUUUGAGUUUCGUUUUAAGACAGGCGAAAUCAGAAAGGAAACGAAAAACUCGACGGAAUGAUACUAACGCCUUAGAGGCGUUUAAUGUGUUCCCUGCUGUAUCACACAUUGAACCUUACCAGUCUGUCUACGUCGAUUGUUCCUUCACCUCGAAUUCGCUCGGGAUUUUCUCGACUAUUUUCCAAGUUCUUACUGAGGGGGAGCGUGCUCCCUUGUUGCAGUUUGACUUGCGGGGUAAAGGACAGCUGCCUCAUGCUAUCGUAGAAGAACCGACCUCACGAAAUUCUCGAGGACAUCUCUACUUGCUUUUUAACAAAUAUCAUGCCUCAAAGGCCAUCGUAAUUAGGAAUGAUAGGGUGAUUCCGUGUCAGGUAAAUGUUAAUGUGGAGACAACGGAAGGCCAUUACGAGGCUUUCGGACUAGGUGAUUGCCAUUUUGGAAACGAAGACGGUGUUACAUCUGACGUUCGGCAAACCUCGGUCAAUUUUACAUUAGCCGCGGGUGAUACCCGGAGUCUCGAGGUCACUUUCAUGCCCAUGAAACACAACAUCAGUGGCCGUGUAAUCGGGUGCAUUAAAAUUUUCUUCCAAGGCAAUAACUAUGAUAAAGAAGUUAUUGAACUAUGUGGAGUCUUUCCAUCAGAGCUUAUAUCAACUCCACAAAUUCAAUUACCUCAUUCAACAACGGAAUUUGAGGAUUUUGAAGGCGAGAUUUUAGAAACCGCUAUGAAUCACAUGAGGUUCGGUAACUGCUAUGUUGGAUCCACAAUCACUGAGCGCCUUGUUAUAAGUUAUCCAGCCAAAACUGAAGAAAAUGACUGUACAGCAUUCAAAGACGGAAAACCUCAAGCAUUUACAUUUUCUUGGCCACAAGACCAUCCACAUUUGCAAUUUGAACCAGCCACCGGGGAAUUGCGUCCGGGAUCCUCAUUGUCCGUGUUUGUGAAGUUUCGCAGUGAUAGACCUGCCGUCUAUCAUAUGUCGCCAGUACGUUGUGAGCUUACAAAGUUAUCGAAGGAAGAACUUCAAAAGGACCAUUUCAAAAUUAUUGGAAACGAAGGCGUUGAUAAGGCUCAUCCUUGUGCUCGCAGCGCAGGAUCGCUCCCACGUCGAGUUAUGGGAUCACCCAAGUUAAAAUCGGAUUAUCAACCAGAUAUCCACUCUGAAGAUACUCUCAGAUACAGUGCAGUGGAUGAUGAAAAAAUGGUGCAGGAGAAGACGACGUUCCUAGACUUUUACUUUACCGUUGACUGUGAUUUUGUGGAAUACUUGUGUGAAGCGAACUCUAUUGAAUUUGCAGAUACACCUCUGUACUGUGAAACAGUUAAAACGUCAUUUGAGAUCACAAAUGCUAGUGAAUCUUGCAUUGAACUUGGCGUCAAUAAGGUCGAUCCAAGUGAUAAAACGAUGGAUGUGGUGCUUUCUGCAACCACCAUUGAACCGGGUCACUCAAUUAACGUGGAAGUGUCAUUUGUGAGCCAGACCAAAGAGACGAAAGAGGUGUGUGUAAUCUUUGAAACGACUGGGUACCGCAAGCCGCUGCUUCUUGUGGGUCAAGUGAGGGAGGCAAUCGUUGCCUUUGAUCGAAGCCACCUCCGCCUGCCAGAAGUUCCCAUCGGUAGAGAAGUUGAAAAGGUUGUUCACCUCGUCAAUACUGAGGCAUUUUCAGUGAAUUUUAAGAUCAUCAGAUCAACUCUCCAGUGCAAUGAUAGUCCGGACAAAAUUUUGGUCUCGCCCAUGGCAGGAUGUGUCCAACCACAUGAAAAGUAA
Molecule: messenger RNA, 7446 nt
Organism: Hydatigera taeniaeformis
Lineage: Eukaryota; Metazoa; Platyhelminthes; Cestoda; Cyclophyllidea; Taeniidae
Source: the annotation of a GenBank genome assembly